Molecule: messenger RNA, 675 nt
Organism: Paramormyrops kingsleyae
Lineage: Eukaryota; Metazoa; Chordata; Actinopteri; Osteoglossiformes; Mormyridae
Source: RefSeq, a predicted model, not a curated record
AUGGACACCGCGUGCGUCCACCUGGGUAAAGAGGAGAGCGACCAUCCAGCUUGUCAUCAGCGGACAGUUGAAAAGUCACCAUCCGUGAUGAAGACCACCCCGGACCCCGCAGCAGCCAAGAAGCCCACCUACCCAGACCCCGACCGGACGGCCAGCUCUUCUUCUCAGCCCCCGGCCCCAGAUGGGCGGGGGGUCCAGGCCCAUCCAGACCGGGGCCCCGAGCAGCGGCACCACCCGGCACCACAGAGCCCGGGGCAGCCAACCAGACCCCACCACAGAGGGAAAAACUAUACCCACCCCACCAUUCAGUCAACUACCAGACUACAUAAGACAAUAGACACCCAGGUUGAUACCCCUAAGGCAGGGAUGGUAACAACCUCCCCGCCAGCUAAAGAGGCCCACAGCCUCACCGACGCGCCGAAGGCCCACAUCCCGGCGAAACACCCACCAGGACCAAAGCCCCCCCAGCCCAGCCGGAACCCCAGCCCAGAGGCAGAGCGCCUCCAGAACCGCAAGCCCGCCCCGGACCCACCCAGGAGCAGCACGGCCGCCAGGCCGGCAACCUACGUCAGCCGACACAGGCUACCCCAGCAGCGCUGCAUGCAGCCGCCAAAAAGACACCACCCAAGAGCCACCAAAGCCCCAUCCAGGCCAGGACCGCAGUCCCAGUGCUGA